Messenger RNA from Cannabis sativa, 1305 nucleotides. RefSeq lists its product as uncharacterized. The record is from RefSeq and is a predicted model, not a curated record. Gene Ontology annotation, molecular function: nucleic acid binding; RNA-DNA hybrid ribonuclease activity. NCBI's taxonomy places the organism in Eukaryota, Viridiplantae, Streptophyta, Magnoliopsida, Rosales, Cannabaceae. The transcript is spliced from 2 exons. Bases 1 to 1305 code for a protein of 434 amino acids.
AUGGAGGACACACUUGUGGCAAGGAUUUAUAAAGCACGGUAUUUCCCUCAUGGUUCUUUUCUUAAUGCUGAACUAGGAGAAAACCCAAGUUUCAUUUGGAGAAGUAUUUGGGCGGCUCAAGAUCUUGUAAAGCAAGGUGCUAGAAGAGCUAUUUCUAAUGAAACUGCGGUUAGUAUUUUACAUGAUCCUUGGUUACCCAAUGAUUCUAAUCCCUUUGUUUUGUCCACUAAUCCGGGCCUAGUUGAUCAAUAUGUGUCUAGUUUGAUGAUAACUGGGGAGCGGUCUUGGGAUGUUGAACUUCUUAAUGAUAUGUUUGAAGAGCGUGAUAUCAACUUAAUUAGAAGUAUUCAACUUAGUCACUCACGGGCUAUAGAUGGUUGGUAUUGGAGUAUGGAAUCUUCGGGUAUUUACUCAGUCAAAAGUUCUUAUAAGUUUCUCCAAUCAUCGAGAGGAAAUUGGUUGUUCAUGCAAGACGACAACUUUUGGAAGAAACUUUGGAAGCUGCCCGUUCCCUCUAAAGUUCACCACUUUCUUUGGAAGGCUUGCUCUGGUUGCCUCCCAACAAAGGUGGACUGCUCUUUCUCACGCUCCUGCUGGGCAUUAUCGGCCAUAAACCAGUCGGAUGCUGGUGUUCAUGCCGAAUUCUGUGAUUGGUUUUUUGGUAUCCUUGCUACCGGCAGUGAGGUUGUGGCGAGUGAAGCUGCUAUGUUGUGUUGGAGUAUUUGGAAUACUCGUAAUGAAGUGCAAUGGCAAAAUAAAAACCGAAUUGCUUUGGAAGUGGUAAGAUCGGCUAGACAUGUCCUUGGCCAAUGGAAAAUUACAAAGUUUGAGUCUCCUAAUGCUUUGUUUGCUACGGGGGACACUACAAACAGUAAUUGUUUGCGUAAACCUGAUGUUUUUACGGUCAAGGUGAAUGUUGAUGGUGCGACUUUUGAAGCUCACCAAAAGUUUGGUUUUGGUUGUGUUGCUCGUGAUAGUCAUGGCAAGCUUAUUGAAGCUAUUUCUGGGAGUAGAUGGGGUUGUGUGUCUGCAGAGAUAGCUGAGGUAAUUGGUAUUAAGGAGGCGAUUAGUUGGAUAAAGCGCAAAGGGUGGGGUGCGGUGGUUAUUGAGUCUGAUGCUUUGGUUGUGGUUCAAGCGAUUAAUAGCUCAGCUCAUAUGCCAUCCCAAUUUGGUUUGUUAGUUGAGGACUUUCGUACUAUUUUAUCUAGUUUAAAUAAUGUCCUUGCUCUUUUGUCAAUCGAUCUGCAAAUAAGGAUGCCCAUUGUGUUGCUAGGGCUCUUAUUUAUCGUCAGGUUAUACGUUUAA